Molecule: messenger RNA, 3442 nt
Organism: Brassica napus (rape)
Lineage: Eukaryota; Viridiplantae; Streptophyta; Magnoliopsida; Brassicales; Brassicaceae
Exons: 5
Coding region: 66-1235 (389 amino acids)
Biological process (GO): proteolysis
Molecular function (GO): cysteine-type peptidase activity
Source: RefSeq, a predicted model, not a curated record
AGGAUACUAUCACGGCUGACAAAAUACGUCCUGCAACACCAACUAGUGACCAAAAAUCCUUUGAGAUGAUGGAUAAGGUAGAAGCCUUUUACAACAAUGGCUGGAGCAGCGGACAAAUUAGCAUGGUACUUGGUGAUAACACAUACUCGGUGUGUCUCUAUACUUCUAUGGAAACUAUUCUAUUCAAACAUUCAGAUUUGCGAAUUCAUAGAGAAUGGAAAGAUGGAGUCUGGAAGAUGGCAGAUAAGGUGAAGCCUGAUAAGAAAAGGAAAGCUGCUGCCUCAUCACAAAAUUCAGGAAUGGAUAAUGUUUUCCUAAGAAGGAGCGAGAGGGUGCCUAAACGAUCUAGAGACACAAAAACUCCAUUCAAGUCUGACAGAAAUCCGGCUUUAACUGUAAUACCUGAGAUUAUACCUGCAGUUGAUCCGUUUUCAACUCCUGCGGAACAUAAGCUUUCAAGGCUUCAAAAUUGGAUGACAUUAAAGCCCGGCAUGCAUGAAACGUCCCUAUCAAUCAAUGAUAAUAAGAUAAGGAAAUCUUUCUUUCAAAGCAUGGAAAAUGCAAAAAAGGACCUUAAGAAAGAGCACAUUGAUGGAGCCUUUGCAAUGCUAAAUUGCAGAAGAAAUGAGAAUGCUGCUUGGUUCCACAACUACAAGAUUCCAAAGGCGUGCUUCCUACCUAUGGAGUUCUUGCAUUGCUUGCUCUCUGAUGAUUUGGCUUACAAGAAAGAAAAGGUCAAAGGUAAAAAGAUUUUCAACGAUUUAUUUAAAGAUACUGUGAGAGGGAAGGUAUAUCCAGAGAAGACAUGGGGAGAAGAUGUUGAUGUUGUGUAUGGGAUUACUCUUGGAAAAAAAAGCAAUGUCUGGAUUGGGAUGGAAAUUCAUUUGAAGAAGAAAAGAAUCACAGUAUAUGAUUGUUUUCAAAAGGAAAGCAACAGCAUUGAUAUUCCUCAAGUGAAAAAGUUGGCAGUGUUGAUUUCUAAUCUGCUGGUGGAAUCUUCUGGUGAUGAGGUAGAUAAAGUGAAGAUGAUUCCAUUUGAGAUUGAGCAGGCACAAGGUUUACCCAAGACAAAACAUCCUUUCAACUGUGGGAUAUUUCUUGUCAAGAUUCUGGAGUGCCAGUCAUUGAAGAUAGGAGACAUGACAAAGAUUAAUGAUGACAAUGCAUUGGAGCUAAGGAGAACCUUGUCUUGUGAGAUCUUCAACCAAUUUGUGGAUGAGAGCUUUGGGAAAUGAGAAUGAUGCAUGAAAACAUUUUUUGUUUUAGUUAAGACUCGGUUUUAGUUAUGACUGUUUAUUUUGUUAUGUUGUUGGCGUCUGGUUACAUAAGAAAGAUUGGAAGGAUAUCAAGUAUUUUUUUUGGGUAUCAUAUAUCUUGGAAGGUUAAAAUAAUGUUUCUGGAUGGGUUUCCAGAAAAAAAGUUAAGUGUUUCAAAUGUAAAAAAGAAUGAAAUGAGAUUAUAUACUAAGGAUUGGACAUGUAUAUGGUAAGCUUAAAAUUGUGAUGUUUACAGACAACAAAAAUUUAGAACCACAAAGGAUCGAACCCAGAGGGAGAGAGUUUGCGUAUUUGGAUAGUGUGGGAGUUUAGCCACUAGGCCAAGAAGAAUCAUCUGUUAAUGGAUUACAUUUAAUUUUAUUUAACUCCAAACUGUAACACAAAAAAAAUUAAAAUUGAUUUUGAAUCCACCACAUAUCGAACCCGGGGAUAGAGAGACUUUUGAGUUAUGAAAUGCCUUGGUUUAACCGCUGGUCUGAGGAGAAUCAUCUGUUAAAGAAUAUUACAUAAGCAUACUUAAACCAAUUAAUAUAGGAUAGGUUUCCAAAACAAUACAUUUCGAUUGAAAAAAGACAAAACUCUUGCCGUCUCAACACUCUCGCCGUUUCAAACUUCUCGAAUCUCACUCGUCUCCGCCUCUCGAAUCUCUCUCUCAUCUCCAUAUCUCUCGAUCUCCGACGAAAACCCAUCUCCAGAACUCUCUCUCUCUCUCGAUCUUUUACGCGAGCUCUCUCUAUUCUCCGAGAAAAACCAUUUCUAGAGCUCUAUCUCUUUAAGGUAUGUUGCAGAUUCAACCUUAUGUGUGUUUUCUUUCUGAGAGAUUGGUCUCCUGGUUUUUGCUUGUGUAUAGACUUGCUCGUUUUAACCUAAUAUGAUUGGUAGAAUUCUAGUUCAUGUGAAAGCAUGUGUAUAGACUCAGGAAGGAUUUGUAUUGUUUCAGGAAACCCUUCCUGAAAAUUGGAUUUUAAUUAAUUUAGACAAAUAAAAUUUUUCUUGUUUACGCAGGAUAGAAACAAGAUGGGAGAUCCAUUACCAUUAAGACUAGCACUGCCUGAGCUGAGGUAUCCGAUUGGAUCAGAGCCAGAGAAGACGAUAUCGAUAAACCAACACUCGAUAGUUGCUUAUAUCAAAACUGUUAAGGAAAUUCUAGGAAAUGAUGAGUUCAACAGAAUAAGAGGGACGUUUUUGGGACCGGUGAUCAAGCUUGGAGAGAGGUCUUUGAAAUUAUCAGCUAAGAUAGUGCACGCAGUUCUCACCAAAAGCAUCAAGACAGUGAAGAGACACGAAGCAUGGUUCCAUUUUGGUGCUCAGCCAAUGAGGUUCUCUAUAAGAGAAUUCCACAUGGUGACUGGUUUGAAAUGUAGUGGUGAAGCAAGAGAACCACGAGAGGAAACCGAGAAAUUUAAGUGGGACUUCCUAAAAGGGCGUACUCAUACAGUAAAGGACGUGGAGAAGCAGCUCAGAAACACAAGAGAAGAUGCUUCUGAUGAGAGAUUCUGCCUUGCAAUGCUCCUCCUGAUUGAGAGCAUACUACUACAGAAGAGCCUUCUCGACGGUGGCACAACUUUUACUUUGGAUUAUGUGAAAAUAGCGCAGGAUAUGGAUGUCUUGAUGACAUACCCAUGGGGGAGAACAGCUUAUAAUUUGCUGUUAAAAUCACUUCAGAGAGCUGUCGACAAAAGCCUCGACAAAAACAAUUAUGAUUUGCAAGGAUUCCCUAUGGCAUUUCUUAUAUGGAUACUUGAGUCAGUACCUUUGCUACAGUAUGCAUUCAGUCAAGUUGUUCCUAUUCUGAGCGUUCAACCGUCUACCCCAAUAUUUUUGUGUGAGAAGUACCUUCAAAUAGCUUCUCCACAGCUGAUAGAUGUUCUCCUAAUUGAAAUCAAAGAUCAUGUAAGUUUUUACAUUAUUUUUUUCUUGUUUCUGUUUUGCCUUAUGAUUCUCCAUUUAAAAGCUAAUUAUUUUUAUGGUUUCAGCUUAAGGUCACAUGCAUCCUACCUCCUAUUUCUAAUGAUCCAGAAGCUGAUGUUUGCAUGGAAGACGAAGCUAAUAAAGAUCUGGAUGACAUGGCCGAUUUAUCCAAGAGAGGUUAUAAGUUUAAAAUUAGAGAUUGGCGAAACAUGUCAGUAGACCUAUACGGUGCUAAUGAACAAAUAAGAAGAGCA